GUAAAGACAUAUUAAUUCGCCAAAGCACAAGUUGAUUUAAGCAAGAAUAUGAUGAAACAAGUUUUGGUAGUUAGAAAGGCUAAAGUAGGAACAAGUACCCAUUAACAGACACAUGUAUGCUGCUACUACAAUUCAGAAGCUCGCUCUCAUGGCCUCUAAACCUAAGUCUUCUCGCCUCCAUAACUUAGCAGGAGCCAGGUGGGAAAGUGUAGCAAAGAAGCCUAGGAUGAUGACUACUGACGCUUCUAUAAGUGACGCUUUCAGCAAGUAUGCUGAAUAUCUCAACAACCUUAAUGAGAAGAGAGAAAAAGUGGUGAAAGCAAGCCGUGAUAUCACCAUGAACAGCAAAAAAGUUAUUUUUCAGGUGCACAGAAUUGGCAAACUUAACAAAGAUGAAGUACUAGAGAAGGCAGAGAAGGAUCUACAAGCUGUGAGGGAUCAGCAUGUCUCCCGGCUUGUGAAAGAAUUGAAUGGGACUGACUUUUGGAAGCUGAGACGUGCAUACUCGCCUGGGGUACAAGAAUAUGUGGAAGCUGCAACAUUCUGCAAAUUCUGCCAAACUGGAACUCUUCUGAAUCUUGACGAGAUUAAUGCUACUUUCUUACAUUUAUGUGAUUCUUCCAUUGAGCCUCUGCAGAUUAAUAUACUUGACUACCUUUUGGGGCUUGCAGACUUGACCGGAGAGUUAAUGAGGCUGGCGAUAAGCCGAAUAUCAGAUGGUGAACUUGACUUUGCUGACAAGAUAUGCAGAUUUGUACGUGAUUUACAUAGGGAGCUGACCAUAAUUGUCCCAAAUAUGGAUGAAAGCCAUGAUAUGAAAUUCAAAAUGGACACAAUGCUUCAAAGUGUGAUGAAAAUAGAAAAUGCUUGCUUCAGCGUACAUGUGAGAGGAUCAGAGUAUAUACCAAUGCUUGGAGUAAAUGACCCUAGCUACACGCUGAUGGGAGUCCCGGAUAUGGAGCUGUAAACUACCGUCAAACUCUCCAGUUUCCCGUUCUGCAAACUGUAUGUGUCUUGUUCACUCUGGAGUCUUUCUAUAAUACUCUGGAGAUCACUUGAUGUUGACUAUGCUUGGUAAUGGGAAGUGAAUUUGUGGUCGGUUUUGUCAAUACCUCGUGUCUGGAGAACAUCACAUUAUAUAACCCUAACAAUUUCAUUCACGUAUCCUGCUUUUUUGAGGUAAUUUUACGGGAAUGAGGUUAACAUAUGCCUGAUUUGGUUUGUCUGUUUACAUUUUAGUUAGGUGAAAUGUGAAACUAGAUGAAAUGAAUUGAAAGGCUGCCUAAUCAUUUUAGAAGUACUCCGGUAGUUGCUAAGGUAAUUUUUGAGCAACUUUUAAUAUGUAAGCUUUGCUGAAAGCUAAUAUAAGUUUAAGCUAUAGUAUGUUCAACUCUUUA
Messenger RNA from Chenopodium quinoa (quinoa), 1397 nucleotides. Its product is annotated as translin-associated protein X-like. The record is from RefSeq and is a predicted model, not a curated record. The transcript is spliced from 7 exons. Lineage: Eukaryota; Viridiplantae; Streptophyta; Magnoliopsida; Caryophyllales; Amaranthaceae. The coding region runs from base 113 to 967 and encodes 284 amino acids. Gene Ontology annotation, molecular function: sequence-specific DNA binding; RNA binding; RNA endonuclease activity. Gene Ontology annotation, cellular component: nucleus; cytoplasm.